GAGAAGUGAUGUACAAAAAUGUAAUUUGACUAGGGGUACACAUUUUUAAGAAGCAUGUACAAGGGACUGCAAGCUGGUAGAAGAAGAAGUUCAGCAGACUUUUAAGACGCUCCAGGGGCAGGCUAGGGAUUUCACCCAUGAACCCUAAUAUCCCAUUAUAUAGCAUGUAAAUGAAUCUUGCAAUGAAGACGUGAAGAUAGAAAGGCAGAUUGAAUGUGAAUAAUGGUGGGAGUCUCCAGGUUGCAGAUGAAGCAUCGGUGUGUUUCAAUUUCAUCUCAAGUUCAUCAUGGUUGAAACACACAAGACACAUCUCACCAAUUUUGAAUGCCAGAGCAACACAAAGUUUCAACAACAACACUGAUUUAGACUGUUAUUUGUUUGAUUUCUUCAAUUUCAUCUCAUCAAUCCGACCACCUGCUUAGGUUUUCCUCAACUCUUCUGCUGUACAGAGUCAUCACCGGCAGGUUUUGGCUGUUGAUUUUGCUCUCUAAGCAAGGGUUUGUUGUUGAGUAAUCCAAUAUGGAUUCAGAUUUCAGAAACAUGUAAGGGUGGGGCUACGGAUGUUUUACCACAACCACCACCUGUUCCAGAAGACCUCGUUCCAAUCAAAGCUGAGCCAGAAGCCAAGAAGAAGGUCAUGCGUGUACCCAUGGCUAGGACGGACUCCAACGACCUGAAACAUCAAAUCAUAUAUUGGUUUCUUGUGAUGUAGCGAGAACCAUUUGGUUUGUCGUAGCAUCUUUGAUAGCCAUCUUCCCAGCCAACGGUCACUAGCGGUAAGAUUUUUAACGGUCGAGGACAAAUUAAAAAGAAAUCUGUGGGGUAAAAACUGAACUGAAUUAGAAUUCGGUUGUCAAGUUAGUUUUGCCAACUUCGUCGACUAGAUUUAUUUUCGACCAAAAAGUAUUCAAUCUUUAAACUUUUAUUGUCGUGUGAACCUUUGCAGAUUGAGAAGCCUUUGCAUUGACAUGGUGGUAGGCUUGAGCAUAAUUAAACAAACCAAUAUGUUUGUGUUUAUAGUAGUAGACAUUGGUCAACGAUGACAAUCAUAUGCUAUUACCUGAUCAUUUGUCAAAUUUAGUAAAUACAAAUAUCAUCAGCUGAUUGAUAUUUGAUAAUUUAUCAAUGUUUGAGCAUGUGGCAUGUGUAAAAUUUGAUGAACUUUUGUUGUACUGAUUUUACUUUUUGGUUCACUGACUGUUCUUUGCCAGAUGGAUAGGAGAACCAGUGGGUUAAAUCUGACUGGAAGCAAGAUGAGAACAUUGCUGGGAAGUGGAAUUAUUAAUUAUACAUCUGGCAAAUGGAAUACGAAUGCGAAAAUAUAUUACAAAAAUGAUUUUUUAAGGUGUUUGUUUAUAUAUGGUCAGUGUUGAUUAUUUUUUUAAUCUAUUUGUUUAUUUUUGCAGUCAUUUUUAGUGAUGCUAAGGCACAAGAAGCGUGUUGGGUAAACAGGAAAUGACACUGAAACUCAAAGCUCUGGAAAUAUUGGUCAAGAUCAACUGCCCAAAUGCUACUCAGAGUUCUUAUUAAUGAUUGCAGCCCAUCUAUAUCAAUAGAUAACAUCAGGCUUAAUAAAUGAGUGAUCUUUAGCAUCUUGUUGAAGUUGUUUGGUGGGAAAACCAAAAAGGACCAAACUCAGGCUUCUCUUUCUAUGUAUAGUUAAAGGUCGUGGUUACGUGGUUACGGCUGGUGGGCCGGGUAACAUGUAGAAAUGGCCACUUUGGUUAAUUUGAUUAAAAAAAUAGUAGUAUGGAUAAUGGUGCCCCCUUCACCCUUAGUCUUUGGGCUCAUAAUUGUGUGACCUUAGCUUUUCUUUUAAGUAUUUUUUGAUUUCACAUGUUUGAUAUAAAAGAGAAAAGAGAACAGUUGGGUGAUGAUCCAUUAACAAGCAAAUGGGUUGAAGUUGUGACCCAUUAACAAGCAAAUGGUCCAGGUUCAACUCGUGUCCAUGUUGGUUGAUUUAUGAACCUGGUAAUUUUGAUUUUAUAGGCACCGAAGGUGAAUGCGGUGCCAGAAAAAAAAGGAAGAAGGGGAGGCGUCAAACGCAGCCCACGACGAAGGUGAAGAAGAAGAGAAAAUUGAGGGAGUAGUGGUGGCGGCUCCUCGUAGAAUGACAAGACGCGAUAUCUAAUGACAGAUGCACUGUUGAAGAAUCUAUAGUUAGUAGCUUUCUUUGAGUGGUUUAAUUGUUCGGUUCGGUUAAGGUUGGUUUAAUUCGGUUAUAUACUCACUCCUAGAACAUACAUAUACUUGUAAUACUAAAGCAGUCAGCUAGACUUUCUCUGCGUAUGUUUGACCUUAUAGGUUCAAUGACUAUUUUUUGUUGAAUGACAUAAAAUGUUAGAAACCCGGAAUAGGUUGUCGUUCGUGAUAGACAUAAUAUUUAAAUUUGAUAUAAGUCGGAACACCCGCCGCAACGCGCGGGCAUUCCCACUAGUAUAUGUUAUAUGCACACAACAUAGUAUACUUAAAUAGGUGAUGUUUGUUAACACUAUAAAUAUAAAUAUACAAAUGAGUGAUGCUAAAUAAAUGCAUAAAAAUAAUCAAUAUAACUAUUAUAUACUAAAUUAGUGACUUUGGUGGACCAGAUCUAAAAGAGGGUUAUAUAUUAACUUGACUAGAUCUAAAAGAGGGUUAUAUAUUAACUUGAUCAUAAUCUUAAACUUGCAACACUUGAGUUUACCACUGAUGAUGCCAACUGCCACUCUCACUCUCUUUCUAAUAUUCCUGACGCUUGGCUUCCACCAUGUCCGAUCAAACACUCUCACGCCGGAAUCACUUCCUUCUUCUCCGCCGGAGCAGCCUCACCGUACGGCGUUCCACUUUCAACCUCCCCAAAACUGGAUGAAUGAUCCUAACGGACCAAUGUACUACAAUGGACUGUACCAUCUGUUUUAUCAGUACAAUCCAUCUGGCCCGCUCUUUGCUGAGCAUAUGUAUUGGGCACAUUCGGUGUCACAUGACUUGAUCAACUGGACCCCACUCGACAUCGCCAUUGCCCCAGCCGAACCCUUUGACCUCAUCAGUUGCUGGUCUGGCUCAGCCACAAUCCUCCCUGGAAACAAACCGGUCAUGCUAUACACCGGAAUUGACUCCGAAAACCGCCAAGUCCAAAACCUUAUUGAACCGAAGAACUUAUCGGAUCCAUAUCUUCGAGAAUGGGUCAAGUACACUGGCAAUCCGGUCAUAAACCUCCCGGAUGGGAUUCAACAUGAUGACUUUAGAGACCCAACCACUGCGUGGCUUGCAGACGACGGAAAAUGGAGGAUAAUUGUUGGAAGUCAGAAAGACAAGAAGGGAAUCGCGUUUCUGUACCAAUCUGAGGAUUUUGUUAACUGGAGUAUGCAUGAGUCACCACUGCAUGAAGUUGCAGGUACUGGUAUAUGGGAAUGCCCUGACUUUUUUCCGGUGUGGGUUGAUAGCACCAAUGGGGUUGAUACAUCCGUAAUGAACUCUAGAGUGAAGCACGUGUUGAAGGUGGGAUUGUUUGAUUAUCAAAAAGACUACUACAUGAUCGGGGAUUACAAUUUUGUGAACGAAAACUAUGUUCCUCAAAAUGAACUAACGCUUGGUACAUUGAGAUAUGAUUACGGGAAGUAUUAUGCUUCGAAGUCGUUCUUUGACCCUGUGAAAAAUAGAAGGAUCUUGUUGGCUUGGGUGAAUGAAUCUGAUUCUCAAGCAGAUGAUGUUGCUAAAGGAUGGUCCGGAGUUCAUUCAUUUCCAAGGAGUAUUUGGCUCGAUAAAAAGCAGAAGCAGCUCGUACAAUGGCCUAUCAAGGAGAUUGAAACGUUAUAUGAAAACGAAGCUACUGUUCAAAAUAAGAAUCUUGAAGAUGGAUCAUCACAUGAAAUUUUGGGCAUAACUGCAUGGCAGGUGGACGUGAAGCUUUCGUUCAAACUUAAUAAUUUAGAAGAGGCCGAGAAACUGGACCCGAGUGGGGUUGACCCGCAACUUGUUUGCAGUGAAAUGGAUGCAUCGAAGAAAGGCAAAUUCGGCCCGUUUGGUCUGUUAGCUUUGGCUUCCCAUGACUUGACUGAACAAACUGCAAUCUUCUUUCGGGUUUUCCAAAAUAAUGGACGAUACAUUGUGCUAAUGUGCAGCGAUCAAAGCCGGUCUUCUACAAGGAACGGGCUUGAUAAAACGACAUAUGGAGCAUUUGUCGACAUAGAUCCUCAACAAGAUGAAAUUUCACUUAGAACCUUGAUAGAUCACUCGAUCGUCGAGAGCUUUGGAGGAGGAGGAAAGACGUGCAUCACAGCUAGGGUUUACCCAACAUUAGCCAUUAAAGACGAAGCCCAUUUGUUUGCAUUUAACAAUGGAACAGAAAGCGUGUUGAUCACCGAGCUGAGUGCUUGGAGUGUGAAGAAAGCUCGGAUUAACACCGAAGAAAAUGUUGGGCGUGCAAGUCAAUAAUCCGAAGAAGAUGUUUUGUUAUACUGGAAGCAGUUAAUUACCUUGCUUAAUUACUUUAUAAUUAAGUAACAUAAGCUUCCACGACCGAUGAACAAAAAGUGCACAUUGUUGAUGAUCAAUUUCGGUUUACAUAAGCAAUAGUUUAGCAUCCUAUGUUAUCUGAUCAGCCAUUUGAAUAUA
This is a messenger RNA of Helianthus annuus (common sunflower), 4593 nucleotides long. Its product is annotated as fructan 6-exohydrolase. Gene Ontology annotation, molecular function: hydrolase activity, hydrolyzing O-glycosyl compounds. The record is from RefSeq and is a predicted model, not a curated record. Gene Ontology annotation, biological process: carbohydrate metabolic process. The transcript has 11 exons. NCBI's taxonomy places the organism in Eukaryota, Viridiplantae, Streptophyta, Magnoliopsida, Asterales, Asteraceae. The coding region runs from base 2689 to 4413 and encodes 574 amino acids.